UUCUCACCGGUUUCUAUGAAAUCUCGACAGACCCUUGCGAAGUUCUUUGAUGAUGCAUGAGUGUUUUAGUGACUGACUUUUAAGAAAUAUGUUACGCAAACUUACAGGCGGUCUUUUCGAAUUGUUAAAAAAUACUUCACUUCGUUGUUACCUCGUUUUGAUUGUGUACACUUGGAUAAUUCCUGUUUGCAAAACAUCCGAAAUCUGUACAGAAAGUUCUCACAUAUGGGGCCCAGGACUCGAACCCAACGCAGUGUUGCCAGUUCGAUACUUCUUUAUUCAAGCAGUAACGUCAAAAGGAGAAAACUUCACCAGCUCCCCAGGGAAAGACACUUUCACAGUGAAGAUCAGCCCGCUGCACCCUAAAGAUCAUGUCCGCAUCCACGUCCCGCCGCCCCUGGACAGGGACGAUGGCACCUUCCUGGUGCGGUACAGGCUGUACGGCACCUCAGUGAAGGGCCUCAGCAUCCAAGUCCUCCACCGCAGCGCUCCGGUGGCCAAGUCACCGUAUCUUCUGCAAGGACCUGUAUAUCAUGAAUACUGCGACUGCCCCGAGGUGGACGCCCCCGUCUGGGAGGGCGUCAUGCAAUGCCCCGUCUCGGAUCCUCAGAUCGUGAGGGACCUGUCCUCCUUCCCCGCCGUCGACCUGGGCUACCUGCGUCAGGAGGUCCCCCGCAGGUUCUCCAACAGAGGGGGGCUCAUCCACUACGCCGUCCUGGGGAACCAGGUGUACCGCCGCUCCCUCGGCAAGUACACCGACUUCAAGAUGUUCUCCGACGAGAUCCUGCUCUCGCUGGCCAGGAAGGUGCGUUUACCUGACGUGGAGUUCUACAUCAACGUUGGAGACUGGCCGAUGGAAAAGAGGGCAGUGGGUGCCGAUCCUGGGCCGGUUCCCAUCCUCUCCUGGUGUGGCUCAGAGGACACCCGGGACAUAGUGCUGCCCACGUACGACGUCACCCACUCCACCCUGGAGGCCAUGCGAGGGGUGACCAACGACCUGCUGUCAGUUCAGGGCAACACAGGGCCUCCCUGGGGGAACAAAACGGAGCAGGCUUUCUUCCGCGGUCGGGACAGCCGUGAGGAGCGGCUCUACCUGGCCUCCCUGUCCAAGGAGCACCCGGAGCUGCUGGACGCCGGGAUCACUGGCUGGUUCUUCUUCAGGGAUCGGGAGAAGGAGAUUGGAAAAGCACCGCUUGUUGGAUUCUUUGACUUCUUCAAGUACAAGUACCAGGUGAACGUUGACGGGACGGUGGCCGCGUACAGGUUUCCUUACCUGAUGCUGGGCAACAGUCUGGUGCUCAAACAGAGGUCUCCGUACUACGAGCACUUCUACGUCCACCUGCGACCGGGCGUGCACUACGUUCCUGUGCAGAGAGACCUUUCCGACCUGGUGGAGAAGAUCGAAUGGGCCAAAAGCAACGACGCAGAAGUGAAGGAGAUGGCGAGGCGGGGCCAGGCUGCAGUCCGCCAGCUGCUGCAGCCCAACAGGCUGUACUGUUAUUAUUACAAAGUGCUGGAGAUGUACUCCAAGCGCCAGACCAGUAGACCCACACUCCACCCGGACAUGGAGCUGGUAGCCAUGACCGAGGACCUCGCCGCUGCUGCUUGCACAUGUGAGAGGAAGAAGGUGGUGGAGGACCGACCCACCAUGGCCAAAGUAGAGCUGUAGCAGAAAUAGUCUCCCGCCCUUUUGUAAUAAUAAUAAUAAUAAUCUCUGUAUUCAAAGCUCUGAUGUUGAAACCUUUCUACCACAUGUUGUUGUCUUCAUAAUUACAUGUAGCUGGACAGUAACUCGUGGAGACACCAAUGUGAUGGCCUUGUUAUAGACCUGCUCGGGGUCGGGGCCAGCUUGAUUCGGUCUGCUAUGGAGGAACACACGGAUUCUCAAACCUCUGCACAACAACCGCUGCUGAAUAACCGCACACCACCCCCCCUCUCAGACCCCCACAAAUUGUACGCUACAGCUCCGCUUUUUCCAAGGAUGCAUACUUACAACUAGCCUCUGGGAACCAGAGGAGUCUUGCAAGCUCAUGUUUCAUCUGCUCGGCAGAUAAGGUCUGGCUCCCCUCCCAUACAAAAGGAUUUCUGCCCGGUAGGAGAUAGAGUGACCAAUCACAACCGUUUAUCUACUAAUGAGGUGGAAAAUACCAGGUUGGUUCCAUAGAGGUAAUUUCAACCACAACAAAGAUGGCUACCGCUGCAUCACUAGAACAAGAAGCAUUUUAGUUUAAAUGCACCAGUGGGAAAAGGGCAAAUGCAAAAGAAACUAAGCCCCAUUGAAAUGUUUGAGUUCAGGGGUUCAAAAACUUCAAUGACUUGACCCAACUGUGAAGGUUUUUAUGUUCAUUGGAGUGUGUGAGUAUUUGUCCAAGUUUCAGACUUAGGGAAUAAUUAAUUCCCCGAGUCUGUUUUAAUUAAAUGUUCGUGUGUGCCUCACUACAUUAUCAUGGCAACCAAUGGUAUUUUAAAGAACUACUCUUUCAACAUAAAACCACUAUACCCCCUUUACCGGAUCAUAGUUGUCUCGGUGACGAAGCGAAGAGGGCUGUUGAUUAUCAGCUCUGGAGAAAUAGCUUCAGGCGAGGAACUUUUAUUUGCAUGCAUUGUAGGAUAUAACAUCGAAUGGAUAUUUCCAUGGAAACGUAAUAUAAUCAUGCCAUUGAAAAAGAGUAUAGCAGGUUGUUGGCUCUCCAGACCCAGGUGGAUGGUGGAUGGUGGUCUCCAUGGAAACCCUAAAAUACAUCUCACGUUUGGGAGGCAAUUCUCAUUAAACUGCCGCGGAAUAACCUUCUUUAAUAGGUCAAUGGGAAUAACUUGGGAGAGUUUGCCGUACCUGUCGUAUCAACUGGUACUUUAACUUUGUAGGACAAAAUGCUAUUAUUUUCAAACUGUCUCUAAAUAAAAUGUUUGCUUAAUUGCAA
Messenger RNA from Gadus macrocephalus (Pacific cod), 2921 nucleotides. RefSeq names its product protein O-glucosyltransferase 3 (gene poglut3). The coding region runs from base 89 to 1669 and encodes 526 amino acids. NCBI's taxonomy places the organism in Eukaryota, Metazoa, Chordata, Actinopteri, Gadiformes, Gadidae. Gene Ontology annotation, cellular component: endomembrane system. Gene Ontology annotation, molecular function: glucosyltransferase activity. The record is from RefSeq and is a predicted model, not a curated record. The transcript is spliced from 6 exons.